AUGGCAUCCCAAAAUAGUCAGAAUAGAACUUCAGAUGUAUUAGAAGAAAGAAAGAAUAGUUUGGUAAUGUGGGGAAAGGAUAAUUUCCCCAAAAGAAAUGGACAUGGGAUUCAGGAAUGGCCAGAUGGAUCUAAAUAUGAGGGAGAAUUCAAAAAUAACCUGAAACAUGGCACUGGUGUAUUCACAUGGGCAAAUGGAGAGUUCUACAAAGGUUCAUUUUUUAAGGAUUAUCGACACGGAAAAGGCACUUAUUCCUGGCCGAAUGGAUCCAAAUUCACUGGAAAGUUUUAUUUGAACCGUAAAGAGGGAUAUGGAGUUCAGGUUUUCUCAGAUGGAGCAACCUUCAAGGGUUUGUAUCAUGCUGAUGAACGCUUCGGGCCAGGGGUUUUAAAAUACCCUGAUGGGCGACAAGACGUGGGCCUUUGGCACAGAGAUAGGCUACUGCGACUGUGUACCAUACUGGAGGGCGGCUUUAUUCUUAGGGACUUCCCAGAACACAUGGACGGACUACCCAAGAAACACCUUCUGAUCCAACCUCAACUUCUCUCCAUAGAUUCAAGGACUGAUGAUGAGACAGUCUCGUCUCUCGUCUCUGAUCAAGAUACAUCAGAGGACAAAGAACACUUUAUCUUGCCUCCAGACAUUGAGAGAUAUUCUACGGAUUCAGACCACCUACCCGUUCCCAAGUUUCUACGCCAGGAACUGGACGUGCACUUUUUCGGUAGAAGUGACAUCAGCGUAGAAGAGCAGUCACCACCCACAGCCUUGCCUCUACAGCAGCGCAUGAAUGGCAACAUUCGAAGACACAGAUUUGAGAUAGAGACAUUAGACUGGGAUGUUGCAGCAGUCCUAAAUAUAAACAGAGAUCAGUUUGGGCCCAAAGGUCAACUUGAACUGAACUCAGAGAAACUGAUCAAAGAGGCUUCACAUGGUGACUGCAAGAGCGUUUACCAAGUUCUCAGAGAUGGAAACGUCCAUCCUGACGUGAGUGAUGCACGAGGACAUACGGCACUCAUCGCAGCCACGGUUAAUUGCCACAAUGACGUCAUCCACUUGCUGCUGAAUAGUGGGGCUGAUGUUAAUAAGUUAAAUGAUGAAGGCAUGUCUGCUCUUGCUGUCUGCAAUAUCCUUUACUACCCAUUCCAAUCUUUAUAUGAGACACUGGCUGAGAAAAUUACCCAGAAUAUCAGCUCUGAAACAUGGAUUAAACCCCACACACUUCUUGAGGACGUCUCCCAUGAAUCCUCUCCAGAUCCAAUGACAGAAGCACCCAAAGAUGAAAGCAGUGAAGAGACAUUUGAGACACCAAGACAGAACAACCAUGCUGACAAAAAUCUUGAACCUGAGAACUUUAAUAACUCAGAGAAACCUGAAGCUCUAAAGAAAAUGAAUGAAAACAAGGACACAAGGGAAGAUGAGAUAGUUACUUAUCCUGAACAUCUGGAGAGCCUCAACACCUCUGAGGACCCUGAAGCUCCAGAGCAAAUCAACAAAAACAAGGAUGUAAACAAGGAUGAGAUUGUCCCUCAGCAACCUGGAGGCCUCAAGAACUCUGAGGAACCUUUAGCUAAAGAGCCAAUCAAACAAAACCAUGUUGCAAACAAAGAUGAGACAGUUCCCCAGCCUGACCAACUUGAAGGCCCCAAGAACUUAGAGAAACUUCAAGCUCAAGAUCAAAGCAAUGAAAACAUGGGUGCAAACAAGGAAGUAGUUCUUCAGCCUGAGCAUGAACAAGACAGGCAAAUGGUAGAACCACAUGUCAUCAAGUUCUCAAAGAUACUUAAGACUAGAUCCAUUCAAGUCUUUGAUGAUAAAAUCCCAGUGGGCUCGGUGUCCUGGCAGGAGAAGAGGCUGGAGAAGUAUAACAACUCUGAGAAAGAGGAAGAUCAGGAGAUGGAUGAAGCUUUGGGAAGUAGCAUCAAAUCAGAUGACCCUACCUUCGAUUCUGCAUGUUCUAUGGCUAGUUUUCACAUUUACGUCACAGAGGAGGACCUGCAGAAGAGUGCUGAGGCCCUGUGCCAGAUAAGUACAGUGACCCCUGCAGACACCCUAGAGACGGUCUGGAAAAUUGCCCUUCUAAAGACAGAGCAUCGGAAUCGAUGGGUCACAAUUAAGCUUCUGUUGGAGAGAGGAGCAGACCCAAAUGCCUCUACUGUCCCCAUGCCAGUCAUCUUCCUGGCUAUCAAAGCCUCCCACGUCGAGGGAGUUCGCCGUCUGCUGGAGUGUGGGGCUCGCACAGACAUACCUCUACCUCCAGAGCAAAAGGGCCUUUACCCCCUUCACAUAGCAGCAGGAUUACCAGGGGCAGAGGGCACAGAAAUCACUGAACUCCUCCUUCAUGCCCUGGCAGACCCUGACGUCAAAGCUGAGGAUGCUGAUGAAGUCUAUGAGCUUGAUAAGAACAUGUCUGAGCUCCAGGCCUUUGAGAAUAAACAUUUCAUGGCCUCUGGACCCCCAGCUAAGUUCAGUUGCACCCCUGUCGAGCUUCCACAGGAAGGCGGGAGGACACCACUGCAUGUGGCCUGCCAAAGAGACAGUGAUUAUACAAAUGCUAGAGAUGUGGUGGCCCUUCUCCUUUCUCACAGAGCAAGUACUAACCAUGUGUGGAGUGGCCAUUCACCACUGUCUCUGGCCAUCGCAAGUGGUAACGACCUUGCUGUGGAUGAACUGCUGGAGGGGGGAGUAGAUCCUAAUCUGCCACUCACUCGUCGCGUGGGUAGCGCCCUCUGUGCCCUUGCCAAUAUCAACUAUGACUGUGGGCCACAUCCACGCAACCAAGUCAAGCUGCUUGAGAAGUUGAUCAAAGCUGGCGCUAACAUCCUCCAGCCUGUCAUGAUGGGUGAGGGACGCAGGUGUGCUGUGGGAACUGUCGUGGAUUAUGCGCACUACGCAUUCCAACAGGACCAGCGAGUGGCUCACACCCCAUAUCAUGCCCUCAACAAACGUGAGAGACAAGCUUAUAACGGCCGGCGGCAGUUGCUAGGCCUCAUGGGAGAUCUGCUGAGACAGGCAGCAAUCCGAAUGGAAAGACACCACAUUGAAGAGGAACGGAGCCAAGACAUACUCAGCGUCAGUCCCACAGAUAGGUUUGUGUACACUGGAACAGGUGCCACACAGAGUCUGCUGAGCUCUUCUGAUGAGAAUGACAUUAGUCGGAAAGUACAGAGAAAACCUCUCUUCAAAUAUUGCUACCAGUGUGGUCGUUCGGUAGGGGUGGUCCUGUCGGCUUGUAGUCGCUGUUUUGAGGUCUUUUACUGCAGCAAGACCUGCAAAAUGAAGGCCUGGGACGAGCGUCACCGAGACGAGUGUAUCCGUGUGCCAGUUGUGAGUGGUCACAAUAGUGGAGGUAAACACACAUCCAGCAAUCGCCGUCAACCUCUUUCAGCCAAAGACUUCAAAGGCAAGACCUUCCAUCUGAACGUGACCCCAGAAAUACACGAAUAUGACCUUAAAGAAAAUUACAGUUUUAUUUAGGUGUUACAAAGGCUUAAAUGUUUCCCCAGACUCCAAUUAAAUAUAAUUAGUAAUGUAAGGUUGUGACCUCACAUUACAUUUUCUGAAAAGCUUUUGUUCUAAUAUUCUGUCACAGAAUGUGACAUCUCAUUCCAUCUAAAACUUUUUUUUAACCUCAUACAUCCUCGUAUAACAUGUAACAAUAAAAUUGUGAAGGUCGUGUAGAAAUUGACUUGGCAGAUUAUUUAUAUUGCAAAAAAUGAAUAAAAACGAUUUUUCAAUGGGUAAGAAAAUGUUUUAAUUAAAAAAAAAUUAAUGAAAUAAAGAUUAUAAUUUAUAAAAUAUAAUAUAAUAUGAUAUAAAGGUAUAUUGAAUUUUUUUUUUUUUUUUUGUGGAGAAGUACAUAUAAAAAAGUACUACUUUUUACAUUGAAUAAGUUAAAGCGUGAACUUGAAAAAAAAAAGUAAACUCCACAUUUGCACUCAAUUCAAACAAGUAAAAUUAAUGCUCUAGCUUGUAAAUAUUAUUCAUGAUUGUUUGUUAUCUUUACAAUGUAUCAUCAUGUGUCAGUCCUAAAGUAGAAAACCUUGUAAUUUUUAUUUGCUAAUUUGAGUACAUUUCACAGGUAAAUAAAAUAAGUACAUUUUACAUAACUUUUAACAAUAAAUGAUGGUGUUUCCAUCAUGUACUGGGCCUGGAUAAUUAAUGAGCUUGCAUGGUUUCACUGUUUGUAAGUAUAUUUAUACCAUUUUUAUCGUUUAUUUUGUUGUUACGUUUGGUAAUUUCUUGUUUUGUGAAGAGUGAAGUUUCUUCUCAAAAUUACCCAUUCAUGAUAAAAAAAAUUAUCUGUUGACUGUUACCGUCAUGGUGUUUUGUGCAUCAAGUGUUGAGGUCUGCAUGCACACCGCACAGCUCAACAUCUUGUUUCCAAAGCCAGUAGUGCAAAGCGAUGUUGUCUAAUAAUAAUUUAAAAAAAAAUAUUUAAUUAAAAUUGACAAAGUUUUAGGACCAUGGACAUCAGAUUUAUAAGUAAAAGUAGUAUAUUUUACUUAAUUUUAUACCAAUACUAAUUAUAUUUGAUAUACUAUUAUUAGAAGAACUGUAUGCAAAA
Messenger RNA from Myxocyprinus asiaticus (Chinese sucker), 4564 nucleotides. It is a transcript of the gene ankmy1, whose product is annotated as ankyrin repeat and MYND domain containing 1. The transcript is spliced from 16 exons. Bases 1 to 3474 code for a protein of 1157 amino acids. Gene Ontology annotation, molecular function: protein binding. The record is from RefSeq and is a predicted model, not a curated record. NCBI's taxonomy places the organism in Eukaryota, Metazoa, Chordata, Actinopteri, Cypriniformes, Catostomidae.